AUGAAGGAAGGCUAAAAUAUUAAAGUAGUUGCUAGAUUAAGACCACUUAAUGCUCUUGAAAUGUAAUAAGGAGGUGAAUGCUGUGUUACUUAUAAUGAUAAAUAGAUUACUGUCACAGUAUUAGAUUUUAAGUCUAUCAAUUAUUUUAGGUUGGCUCCAAUGACAAAUAAGAUUUUGCAUUUGAUCGUAUAUUUGGACCUGAUUCAGAAUAAGCAGAUGUAUUUGAAGAAGUAGGUAGACCCAUUUUAGAUAGUGUGAUGAAUGGUUAUAAUGGAACUAUUUUUGCAUAUGGCUAAACUUCAUCAGGAAAAACAUUUACAAUGGAAGUACUAUAGAGAAUGAAUUAUCUAGGGUCCAGAUAAUCCAAAUGAAAGGACUAAAGGAUUAAUACCAAGAGUCAUGACUGAAUUAUUUGAUGUUGUACAUAGUAAAUCAGAUGAUUUAAUAUAUAUUGUAAAGGUUUCAUUCUUGGAGAUUUAUAAUGAGAAAAUUAUGGAUUUAUUAGAUACUAAUAAAACAAACUUAAAAAUAAAAGAAGAUAGACUUAGAGGCAUUUUUGUAUAGAAUCUUACAGAGAUUAAAGUUGAAUCUCCAGAAGAAAUGAAAUAAGUCAUGUUGACUGGGUCAAAUAAUAGAACAAUAGCAGCAACUAGAAUGAAUGAAAGAUCAUCUAGAUCUCAUUCUUUAUUCUAAAUUUAAGUGAGUGAAAAAAAUAUCAAAACAGAUUCCAGUAAAUUAAGCAAAUUAUAUUUUGUGGAUUUGGCAGGUUCAGAAAAAGUAGCUAAAACUAAUGUUUCUGGUUAAUAAUUAGAAGAAGCCAAAAACAUUAAUAAAUCAUUAACUUGUUUAGGUAUGGUUAUUAAUGCUUUAACUUCUGAUAAAAAAGAACAUAUCCCUUAUAGAGACUCUAAAUUAACAAGAAUAUUAAGUGAAUCACUUGGAGGAAAUGCAAAAACUACAUUAGUUGUUGCUUGUUCAAUGUGUUCAUACAAUGAUAAAGAAACAUUAAGUACAUUAAGAUUUGGAGCAAGAGCCAAAGCUAUAAAAAAUAAACCUACUAUUAAUGCAGAGAAAAGUGCUAAAGAAUUAUAAGCCUUAUUAGAUAUUGCUGAAUAAAAGAUCAUAGAAUAGGAUGAAAUAAUUAAUAAAUUAAUGGAAAAAGUAGAGAACAGUACUUAUGUCACAUAAGAAAAAGGAAAUUCAAAUUAAGGAUCUUAAUAAAAUAUUGCAUAAUCCAAAUAACAUUCAUCUCUAUAAUUAUUAAAAGAACACAAAUUAGUUGUUAAUUUAUAAGAAGAAUUAGAAUUUUAAAAAACAGAAAUGGCUGCACUUUAAAUAAAUUAUUAAAGUAGGAUUGAUGAAUUAUAAGAUAAAAUUUUAAAAUAAAAGUUUAAUGAAGAACAUUUAAAAUAAUAAUUAUCUGAAUGUUUAAAAAAUAAUUAAAAAUUCAUAUUUGAAAAUGAAUAACUAAAAACUCAAAUAUUAGAAAAUGAAUAAAAAUUAUUUGAUUUUCGUAGAGCACUCUCUUCAACCAAAUAAGAUUUGGAUUUUUUCCUUGCUAAUUUAAAUCUCAAAAAUUAAUACAAUUAUUGUCCUUCAGAUUCAGAAUCAACAAAGGAUAUUUUCAUGACUGAAUAAUAUGAUAAAGAAAUUGAAGAAAGAACCUUUUAAAGUAUAAUUAAUUUUUCAGAAACUCUAACAAAAUUAGAUUCAAUACUUAUAAAAGAUCUUAAUUAGGAUUAAGUAAUUCCAUAAUUAGUAAAUUCUGAAAAUAAGAAAAAAAAUGUAUCAUUUUAAAUAGAUUCUUAACCUCCCUCACCUAAAUCUCAUAAAUUAUUAGAUAUAGAUAAUUUCUCUUUUUAAACAGAUGAAGAUGAUUUAAACAUUAAAUUUGAUGAAAACGAAUAAACUUUGAUUAAGUCUACCUAAGAAAAUGAAGAGAUCUCAGAUGUUGAAAAAUUAUUAGCCAUGUUAGGUGAUAAAAUGGAAGAUCCACAUGUACUUUAUCAAAUACAGGAGGUAAUGUCAAAAUUAAGGAGGCAACUUUAAAUUGAAUAAGAUAAGGUUUAAGAAAUAUAUUAAAUAAUGGUUACACUUAAAGAUUAAUUUUCUAUGUAUCAAAUUAAAGAAAGAGAAAAGAUGUAAAAAUUGAAAUUAUCAUAUACUUAAAAAAAAAAUGAAAUGACUUAAAUGAAACAGAAUCUUGAAAAAUAAUUAGUAAAUUUUUGAUAUUAAAAAUUAUAGGGAGAUUUAACAAGUGAAUUUCAGAAAUAUAAGUAUGAUUCAGAAAAAUAAUAAUAAUUUCUAACUUAAAUUAAUUAGUAACUAAUGUUUACUAUUGAGACUCAAAAAUCUUAGUAUUAUAUUAUUCUUAUUUUUUAUAUUGUAACAAUAGGAAAGUUCUGCCUUUAAUCCUCUCUCCAGAGAAUAUCAACUAGAAUGUACUGUCAAAUAGUUGAUGCAUGAAAGGAAUGAAAUGCACAAUUCAUUAUUAUAAACAAGAUAAUAAUUGGAAAAUGCUAUAAAAUAAAAAAAUUCCUAGGCUGAAGAAAUAAUUAAACUAUAAAAGAAAAUCGAUACAAUAGAAUUGUAAUUGUAACAUAAGAAGCUCUAGGAAUAAGAUUUCUUUCGACAGUAAUUCAAAAGGAGAUUCAGUAGAGAUUCAAAAAAAACCACCUCAGAGACUUAAGGAUGGAGUUUCGACUAAAUUAUUAAAGAUGAUCAUGCAAGGAACAUUGCAAGAUUAGAAACAAUUUUAGGAUAUUCUGGUUUAGAAAUAAGCUAAACAGGAGCCUGUGUAGGAAAAGCAAAUCUAAUAAUAGAUGAGUUUUAGGUAAAGAUUCAUAAUAUAUUAUAGAAAAUAUAUAACAUAAGCAGUUAGUAGUAAAGAAAUGAAUAGGAGUUUGAUGAUCUCAGUCCAGUCAUUGGUACACGCACCAUAAUUUCAAAAGAAAUUGGAGAAUGCAAAGGAUAAAAUACAGAGAUAUUCUAAUAAUAACAUGAAUAGAUAAGCGUAGCAUUAGAUGUAAUAAUUUAAAUUGAUGUAAGGAAUUUCACGAAUAACUUGUCGAUGACAUUGGAACGACCCCCUUUAGAAGAAUUAUAAGAAAGUUACUCUCCUGAUUGA
This is a messenger RNA of Paramecium pentaurelia, 3127 nucleotides long. The record is from the annotation of a GenBank genome assembly. NCBI's taxonomy places the organism in Eukaryota, Ciliophora, Oligohymenophorea, Peniculida, Parameciidae.